CGGCUUGCAUACACUCUCGCGCAGUCAUUCGAGCCUCUUCAGAUAACAGUACAUCAGAACAAUCCAGUAACAGACCGAAAAGAACCAUGAUAAGUCCCAGAACAGUUUGUUUUGUGUAUUUUGCAUUGCUCUUCGGAACGCCACAUCCUAACCCCACAAAUGCAACAGAAAAUAACACGUCUGUGACAAGUGACCCCACGCCAACAUCCAACAAUAUCAGAGAGACAUCAAACCUAAACACUGCGACAUCUACAGUCUGCACUCAGGCCACGCCUAAACCUGAGGAAGGACACUGUAUUUUCUUUCUACCAACUGGUAAAUACCACCUGGAACUGAUUGUGGCUGCUCUCACAGUGGGCUGCUUGGCAUUGUUGCUGACCACACUGAUAUGCGCCAGUCAGGUUUGUCACCUGAGAGGAAUUAUCUCUAGUCUCCAGCCUCGUUACGACAGCACUGACCGACAUGCCAGAAGAGAGAAGAGUAAAUCACCAUUCCUGGAUGAAGGCCAAGUGGACAGACACCCAACUGAGACUUGCGUCAUGCUAUCAGAGGUCACCACAGCACAAGAGGAGAGUAGAGAGGAUCAGGAGAACAAGACUGAGGAGAAGAAUGACACAGAGCAGCCCAGCACUGAGCCGCCUGUGAAGGACCCAAAUGGAGACAUCACCCAAGAGAACAGUCCUGAGCCUGAUACAAAAGCACCAGAGAGCUCCGACACAGGGGUGUGAUCACGAUCAGACACUUCUGGUGUCACAACUCCCCCUGGUGGCAUUUCAAGUCUGCACCUGCUUAAGCUUUAACUGUUCUCUACUGCAAAAGACUCAAGAAGAAGGUCUGAAAUAUGAAAGUAUAAAAUUCUAUUGUAUUCUAUAGUAAAAUUCUGAAAGUAAAAAAUUCUAAAGCACUGAAAAUACUGCAAAUAAGCCUGUCACUCUCCACAUCGGCUCUCCUUAUUUUAGGCUAUAACAAUAUUGUAUGACCAUGUUUCAUAUGUGUGCAUUUAUGUUGUCUGUAUUUUAAAUAAUACAUCUGUAUUUUGUUGUCACCUAAAAAUAAAUCU
This is a messenger RNA of Sinocyclocheilus grahami, 1060 nucleotides long. RefSeq lists its product as uncharacterized. The record is from RefSeq and is a predicted model, not a curated record. Bases 87 to 728 code for a protein of 213 amino acids. The transcript is spliced from 2 exons. Lineage: Eukaryota; Metazoa; Chordata; Actinopteri; Cypriniformes; Cyprinidae.